This is a messenger RNA of Acanthaster planci (crown-of-thorns starfish), 701 nucleotides long. Its product is annotated as large ribosomal subunit protein eL31-like. Gene Ontology annotation, cellular component: ribosome; cytosolic large ribosomal subunit. Gene Ontology annotation, biological process: cytoplasmic translation. The record is from RefSeq and is a predicted model, not a curated record. Gene Ontology annotation, molecular function: structural constituent of ribosome. NCBI's taxonomy places the organism in Eukaryota, Metazoa, Echinodermata, Asteroidea, Valvatida, Acanthasteridae.
CAGCCGUCGAAUAUAAUUUUUCAAGACUACCCACAAUUCCUGUAUGCAGAUUUAUAUAUCCGGUCUCUUUUUAAUGCCAGUCUACGGUACGUGCCAUUUGGAAGAUGGCGAAGAAAACUGACAAGAAGAAGGCUCGUUCUGCCUUGAAUGAGGUGGUGACAAGAGAGUACACUGUCCAUCUCCAUAAGCGCAUCCAUGGAGUGUCUUUCAAAAAACGUGCUCCCCGUGCCAUCAAAGAGAUCCGGAAGUUUGCCAUGAAAAUGAUGGGCACUGAAGAUGUACGUGUAGACACAAGACUCAACAAACACAUCUGGUCAAGAGGAGUCAGGAGUGUACCAUUCAGAGUGAGGGUACGUCUGGCUAGAAAGAGGAACGAAGAUGAAGAUUCCCCACACAAGCUGUACACACUAGUCACCCAUGUUGAAGUCCCCUCAUUCAAGGGUCUACAGACUGUCAAUGUUGAUAGUGAAGACUAACUGGUCAUGGACAAGGGUCUUCGGGGAUAAGGUCAAAGUUGAAGAGGUCAUCUGUGUCUUGGUUACCUCCACUGAUUGGCCCAUUCAUUGUGGAGAAAGCAUCUGCUCAUCAUUGCAUCUCGUGUUGCAUAUUUCUAAGGGAUUUACACACUCUGAUGCUGUAUCAUGUUGGAUUGGCUAUAAACAAUAAAUAACACCUGUGCAACAGAAUUAUUGUAAUAUCAA